Rhizophagus irregularis DAOM 181602=DAOM 197198 is the source of this 228-nucleotide messenger RNA. Lineage: Eukaryota; Fungi; Glomeromycota; Glomeromycetes; Glomerales; Glomeraceae. The record is from RefSeq and is a predicted model, not a curated record.
AUGCAACCUGAAAAACGUCCUCCAAGACCUCCGAAUGCUUUCAUUCUUUAUAGGCGUGCUAAACAACCUGCUAUACUUGCCGCUCAUCGUAAUCUUACGAAUGCUGAAAUUUCAAGAUUUAUUUCAAGUUGUUGGAAGAGUGAAACUGAUGAAGAACGUUUAGCUUGGGAACGUUACGCUGAUCAAAAGAAACUUGAACAUAUGCAAGCUUAUCCUAAUUACGUUUAU